UUUCAGGUCGUGGAAUGCAAAUGUAUUGUUUAGCUCCACACCUUCAAUAAUAAUUCGGCUCGAAAUCUUCGAGAUAACAAUAGAUGGUCGUGGAUAAUUAGUAAACACCAAUUGUUGGUCAGUGCGGGCGCGCAGGCUCAGUGGAAAAUAACAAAUUGGGUGCACAAAAUUAAUCUUGGACGUACUUUCGUGAUUCAUGCUCAGGUGGAAAGCUGGUGAAAUGUGCCCUUGUGUGGAACUGUCCUCAAUGCAGGAUUGUGACGGAUCAAGGCAUUGAGUUGGUAGUUCUAGUGUUGUGUUCUAGACGCCCUCCAUCGGUCAGUGACGGUCGUGAUGAUGCCAUCAGUGAAGGUGGUGGUAUGGGGGCUGGUCUGCUGCUGUCUAUUAUCCCAGUUUGGACUGUUUGUAUCAGGAUACGAGGACUCGCUGGCGACAGCGCGCGACAACACGGCGGUGUGGCGACAGCGGCGGCGCGGCGGCGGCAGGGCGCCCGCCUGCCAGCGACAACCCUCGUACGUGUGCGAGGAACCACCCAACACGAUACCGGCGUCCAGUGGAAAAUACUGUGAUUUUCGCAACGAUCUGCACCCCGAGCAGGUGUACCGCUGGGUGGCGGGGCGCGGCUGCCUGCGGUUCACUCCGGACCAGCUGUUCGUCGGCGGGCGGAUCCCCUUCGACCUGCGCAUCGGAUGCUUCUACGGAGAACACUUCGCGCCUUGCUUGGAGCUUGAGAAAGAAGACGGCAAAUGCGGCUGCUACCCCUACGACCCUCGCCUGGAGCAGGUCACCCAGGCGGUACGCGCGGCGCUGUUGCCCUCAGUCCGGGGGCGCUGGGAGCAGUGCGUGUAUGAAGCCGAGGCUUGCUGCGACCAGUACAUGAAUAAGGACAUGCUGCCGGCUUUUGUUUUGGGGAGAGAAUCAGGCACAUGCCGCGGCACGUGGGACGGCUGGUCGUGCUGGGCGAAGGCCGAGGCGGGCUCCGUGGUCGCCCAGGUCUGUCCUGACUUCGCCUACUCCAACAGCGGCCCGUCUUGCGAACACUACAGCAGCAAGCAAUGCAACCCCAACGGCACGUGGAGCGAGCAGACCGACUAUUCCACCUGCAGCGUGGCCCCCCGACUGCUGCGCCGGUACCGCUUCCACAUCGCCCUCCUCUCCGCCUCCAUCGCCGCCUGCGUACCAGCCGUCCUGGUGUUUGUCGUCUACCGUCGCCUGAGGGUCACUAGGGUCGCUCUGCACAGGAACCUGUUGAUUGCGAUCAUUGUGAGGAAUGUCGCGGUUAUUGUCAGUCGGACUGAGAUCUACAUAGACGAGCUAUCAUCCAGCACCACAUCAUCAGUGCUGUCAGCCAACGGCGUGGGGUGUCGGAUACUCGCGGCCCUGGAGCGGGCGUCUGUCAACGCGGUGUUCGUAUGUAUGCUGAUAGAAGGAGUGUACCUGCACAGGCUGAUUGUGGCCGUGUUCAAGAAGAAGAUCAGCGAACGGUUGUUGUACGGGGUUGGGGCAGUAAUAACAAUAGUCCCAGUAAUCAUCUGGGCGGCACUAAUGGCUAUCUACAACGACCAUUCGUGCUGGGUGGUGUACUCGGUGGCCAACAUCCAGUGGGUGCUGGACGCCCCCCGUAUCGCCAUCCUGUUAGUCAACACGCUGCUGUUCCUGGAUAUACUGCGCGCGCUGCUCACGGCUAAGAUACGGAAUGCGGAGAGCACUAAUCAACUAAACACAACAAAAGCGACCCUCUUCCUGAUGCCACUGUUCGGCACGCAGUUCCUGCUGACCGCGUUCCGACCGCAGACCGCGUCGUGCGUUCUCGAGCAGGCGUACUACUACUGCACGUACUCGCUGGAGAGCCUGCAGGGCGCCGUGGUGGCGCUGCUCUACUGUUAUGCUAAUAAGGAGGUACACAACCUAGUAAAAGCAACCUACAAGAAGACCGAAGAGUCAGUUGUCUCCAUCGUGAACCGGGACGGCAACUACCGGCGAGCCACCAAGGCUGCCUUCAGCUCCUCAGCACACUCCAGCGACAAGGAACUCUACCCUCGAGACAACCCUGCACUGCACACGGCAGAAAUCAUCUCUAUCAACCCUUCAGAACGAUUCGCAGAAAUACUAGAACCGGUUUACGAGACUGUCGUCCCUUGUGUCAAUGAAGGGUAUGACUCGCUGGAUCGAAUGGAAGUGGAACUGGAUCCACGGAAAUUGAAGAACUAUGAUACGUCGAGUGGAUCGUUUGAGGUGCAAGAUUGGGUGGGGGAUAUAUCUGCUCGGUCAAGCUCUUGUGAUGGUUCUUUAGACUACAACGGUUUGGACGACAAAUGCGGUCACGGUGAUGCAGAGUUGGAUCGUUUUAGUGAUGCGUGUGAAAGGAAUCCCAGGGUUUCAACUGAUAGUAUGAUGUUUGAUGAGAUCAUGCAGAUUGUGGAGUUUGGUGAGUCCAGUGGUGUCUUGUUGGACCCUAGCUUGCUGUCGCCUAAUAGGAAAACUGAAGAUAAAAUUGUAUUUCUUGAUAACUGAUUAGAGAUCACGCACCUGCCUAACAUUGGAUGACAGUUUAUUGGGACUUUCGUUCCAUCCUUGCGAAUUUGUACAGAUUGGAGUAUACGUAUAGAUUAUUCGUAUCGUAGAGGUAACUAGCUACAGUGGCUUCGACGAAAAUGCGUCAUCUGAUGAUUGAAUUUGAGGUGACUUCCAUACACAAGACUAUUGUGUUCUAUGACUGUGAAGGCUUCCAAUACAUACCUGACAAACUACAACACAAUUUAUUAAUUCCUUACUUGGUACUACUUAAUGUAAUAAC
Molecule: messenger RNA, 2797 nt
Organism: Plutella xylostella (diamondback moth)
Lineage: Eukaryota; Metazoa; Arthropoda; Insecta; Lepidoptera; Plutellidae
Gene: NGR-B3
Product: neuropeptide receptor B3
Biological process (GO): adenylate cyclase-modulating G protein-coupled receptor signaling pathway; cell surface receptor signaling pathway
Cellular component (GO): plasma membrane
Molecular function (GO): G protein-coupled peptide receptor activity
Source: RefSeq, a predicted model, not a curated record